AUGGUGGCGGCGGGUUAUUUCAGCGUCCUCUGCGCCACGCCGCCCAACCCCUCUCCAGAACGGAAUGAUCGCCACCGGAGUGAUCGCCUGAGAUUUAUGGCUGGGACAUUCCCCGCUGUUGCGCGCCGAAUUACCCUCGGUAUUAUUAUAUACCACGCCCUUCUGACGGUGGUUCGCCACACCCCUGUCGACACGAUGCAAGUGUGCCCUCAAUCUCAAAACAUUAGCCCGGAACUUUUCGUGUGGAAUAGAUUGUCCAUCACGUCUCUCCUCUUCAUUUACAUUGGAGCAUAUAUACGUUUGUCAGCCUACGGCGGGCUUGGAAAAUACUUUACGUUCCAUUUAGCGUCGCCGGAAAAUUUAGUGACCACAGGCGUGUAUAGCUGGGUCCAGCAUCCCAGCUACACUGGGGCAGGGUUGGUGUUCAUUGGAACUUCUGCUCUAUUUAUGAGAUGGGAUGCAACACCAGCUUGCUGGAUCCCUGACUUGGCCCUUAGUCAUUUACAAGGGUGGGGGCUGACCACGACUGUGGCACUCAUAUUAGCCACUUUUGGGGGUAUCGGACUGAGGGUAUUGGAUGAGGAAGACAUGCUAAGACAAAAGUUUGGACAAGAGUGGAAUAAUUGGCACCGAUCAACAAAGAGAUUCGUUCCCGGUCUGAUUUAA
Penicillium soppii is the source of this 666-nucleotide messenger RNA. Its product is annotated as methyltransferase family protein. Gene Ontology annotation, cellular component: membrane; endoplasmic reticulum. Gene Ontology annotation, molecular function: protein C-terminal S-isoprenylcysteine carboxyl O-methyltransferase activity. Lineage: Eukaryota; Fungi; Ascomycota; Eurotiomycetes; Eurotiales; Aspergillaceae. The record is from RefSeq and is a predicted model, not a curated record. Bases 1 to 666 code for a protein of 221 amino acids. The transcript has a single exon. Gene Ontology annotation, biological process: C-terminal protein methylation.